Molecule: messenger RNA, 1906 nt
Organism: Tigriopus californicus
Lineage: Eukaryota; Metazoa; Arthropoda; Copepoda; Harpacticoida; Harpacticidae
Product: probable cytochrome P450 6a14
Exons: 1
Coding region: 71-1675 (534 amino acids)
Molecular function (GO): monooxygenase activity; heme binding; iron ion binding
Source: RefSeq, a predicted model, not a curated record
AAGCGAGAAGUUCGUAAAGAGAAGCUCAGUGAAAAAAUAUGUACACACGAAUCAAGACCUAUCCCAAAAAAUGUUAGUGGAAUUGAUAAUUGGUGUAUUGUGUGUCAUUGGUUAUUUUUACAUACGAUUGAAAAUCAAAUGGAAGUUUUGGAAGAACCACAAUGUCCCUUUUCAUCAGCCCGAAUUUCCUUUCGGGUCAUCGCCACUGUUCGGUUGGAAUUCUUUCACCCAAAAAACAAAUAUGAACCAGCUGGCUAAAGAUCAAGGAAUUGGCCUUGGUUUUCCCAAGUUCUACGGUAAUUACAUAUUCGGCGCUCCAAAUAUGAUCGUUUGCGAUCCCGAAUUGGCCAAACAAAUCAUGGUCAAAGAUUUCGAUCACUUUGUUAACCGCCAAGGGGAGGAUUUUGUCAAAAUAUUGGAGGGUGGACAUUUUGUGGACACAAUUUGGGCAAAUCAGAUGACAUCCUUGCAAGGGGACAAGUGGAAGAACACACGAGCUACAUUUACACCCAUUUUCACCGCUGGUAAACUCAAAGGAAUGAUCAAGUUCAUCCACGAAGUCACCAAUGAUCUGGUCAAGAGUGUGGGUGAAGAGGCCAAAAGUGGGAGAUCAUUUGAAUUGAAAGAAAAGUUCGGAAAGUUCAGCAUGGACACUAUUGCCACUUGUGCCUUUGGCGUGAAAUCAAAUUCUUUCCAAGACGAGAGUUCAACCUUUGCCAUGAACGCAAGGGCAGUUUUUCGGAACUCAAGGGCGGAUAUUUGUCGAAUUUUGAUGGCUUUUGUUCCUGGUGGUAAAGGCCUUUUAAAUAUGUUUGACAUUCCAAUUAAUAAAAAACAUGUCACGACCUUCUUCUACGACAUCAUAAAAGGAACGAUCGAGCAUCGAAUCAAGACCAAAACAAGACGGAACGACCUUGUGGAUUUGAUGAUUGAUGCCAUGAAAGACGAAAUUUCCAUUGAACAUGACAAUGGCAUGGAGAGUCAAUAUGACCGAGAUUCUAAGUUGAAUCACAAAGUGGCGGAUAAGGAAGUGGACGAGAUCACAUUGGUGGCGACAGCUUUGGUCAUUUUGGUGGCCGGUUAUGACACAACGGCUCAAACAAUGGCAAUCACCAGUUAUUUCUUGGCUAGAUAUCCAGACAUCCAAGAAAAAUUAUACCAGGAGAUCAUGGAGUGUGCAAGCGGAAUGGAAGAUGAAAGUGGUCACCCUGACUAUAACAUGAUCCAAAGCUUGCCUUAUCUGGACAUGGUCCUUCACGAAACGUUAAGAAUCAAUCCUGCUCUCGGCCUGAUAACCAGGGCUUGCACCAAGGAUUAUAUUAUUCCAGGCACUGACAUUCCUCUGACAAAAGGGAACGAAGUCCACAUAAAUGUAAUGGCUAUUCAUUCAAAUCCUGAUAUCUACCCAGACCCUGAGAAGUAUGACCCCGAACGUUUUACAAAAGAGGCCAAAGCCGAGCGACAUCCCUAUGCCUUUCUUGGAUUUGGUCAAGGACCUAGGAAUUGCAUUGGUAUGAGAUUUGCGCUCUUGGAAGCCAAACUGGGGCUUUUUGCAGUUUUGAGGAAGUACAAAUUUGUGGCCACCCCUGAAACAGUGGAUAAGUUCACCCUGGAUCCAAGCGGUUUUCUUUCAGCACCGAGGGAAGCAUUGCUCGUUAAGGUUGAGGAUCGUUGAAGAAGAAGAUGCUUAGUUUAUGAACUAUGAGUAUGUAAAUUUGAACCGUCGCAUAAAAUUGGCUAAUGUUGGCAAAACGACCCUCCCGUCCCCAAUUCCUAUGAAAAAUUCAUCAAUAUAUGUGAAUGAGUAACAAAUCAAAAAGAUCCAAUAUCCAAUUUUUGCUUGAAAACUUACAGAGUAUCGGCUCUCAUUACAAUAAAAAUACUUCCUUGUUUGAUUGCAGGGCGA